UUUCUUGCGUAUAUAUAAGUAUAAACCCUCUCUUUCUCCAUAGACGCGCUGAUCAAGGAAACAGUAGCGAGCGAGAGAGAUAGAGAGAAAAGAAGCACCGCAAAGAUGAUAAUUCCAGUUCGUUGUUUUACAUGUGGCAAGGUGAUUGGCAACAAAUGGGACACGUAUCUGGAUCUUCUUCAGGCCGAUUACUCCGAAGGAGAUGCUCUUGAUGCAUUGGGUUUGGUCCGUUAUUGCUGCAGGCGUAUGCUCAUGACUCAUGUUGAUCUUAUUGAGAAGCUUUUGAACUACAACACACUGGAGAGAAGUGAGGGCAGCUGAAGCAAACCAUGGACAUGGAACUACAAGGCACCUGAAAACAACUGGGAGUGUUAGAAAUUUUCCCCAAAUGUUAAUGAUUUUUGGACUUAUUAUGCUUGUAAACCUAUUUACUAAUUGUGAUAGAAUGGUGCGAGAAACUCUUCUAAUCAUUUUACAUA
Molecule: messenger RNA, 479 nt
Organism: Ricinus communis (castor bean)
Lineage: Eukaryota; Viridiplantae; Streptophyta; Magnoliopsida; Malpighiales; Euphorbiaceae
Product: DNA-directed RNA polymerase subunit 10-like protein
Exons: 4
Coding region: 106-321 (71 amino acids)
Biological process (GO): transcription by RNA polymerase I; transcription by RNA polymerase II; tRNA transcription by RNA polymerase III
Cellular component (GO): RNA polymerase III complex; RNA polymerase I complex; RNA polymerase II, core complex
Molecular function (GO): DNA binding; zinc ion binding; DNA-directed RNA polymerase activity
Source: RefSeq, a predicted model, not a curated record